CCACAAAGCCGUGGAUGAUUGGUUGAUUACUAUUCCCGCCCCCAGCUAGUCGCCAUUUUGCUGAGGGGAGCCGAAAUCCUAAAGGUAACAGAGUCAGUAGGUGUGCCUGUAUUGGUGCUGACUGAGGCGACCGUUACAGAAUUAAAUUACAAUGGGGAAUGUUUUUGAAAAGCUGUUUAAAAGUCUAUUUGGGAAAAAAGAGAUGCGGAUUCUUAUGGUGGGUUUGGAUGCAGCCGGAAAAACCACCAUCUUGUAUAAAUUGAAGUUGGGAGAGAUUGUGACUACCAUCCCUACAAUAGGUUUCAAUGUGGAGACGGUAGAAUAUAAAAAUAUCAGCUUCACAGUCUGGGAUGUUGGUGGCCAGGACAAAAUCAGACCUUUGUGGCGACAUUAUUUCCAGAACACUCAAGAGAAACCACUUGAUAACCCCAGUGACUUCCCUGGUCUGAUUUUUGUGGUUGACAGUAAUGACAGAGAGAGGGUCAAUGAGGCCCGGGAAGAACUAACCAGAAUGUUAGCGGAAGAUGAACUCAGAGAUGCAGUUUUAUUGGUGUUUGUAAAUAAACAGGACCUUCCCAAUGCUAUGAAUGCAGCAGAGAUAACGGACAAGCUCGGCUUACAUUCCCUCCGCCAGAGAAACUGGUACAUUCAGGCUACUUGUGCUACCAGUGGAGAUGGGCUUUAUGAAGGCCUGGACUGGCUCUCCAACCAGCUCAAAAACCAGAAGUGACCCGAAGCAGUCCAUCCCCUGUGCAUUGUGGCAAAGCCAGCUGGCCUCCUCUGGGUGCAUGUGCACUGUGAGGAGCCUUGGUGGCUGUGUGGCUGGGAGUGGGGGCAGCUUUCUCACACCGUGCCUUAUACACGCUAUAAGAAAAUCAGUAUUAUGUUUUAAGAAAACCAGUGUUACGUUUUAAACGCUACUUUCCAUUUCAAUAGCUUCGAUGACCAUUUUUGCAGUUGAUGGAGGAGUCCUGAGGGCUCCCUGGUGCACAAUAGACAGAGUGAUCUUGAGGGUGGAAAGGGGAGCUGGAGAGGAGUAGAGACAGGUCCAGUUACAGCCCUGGGUCUGGCAUCUCUGCAUUCCUGGAGUCCUGUUAGACUUGGGUGUCAUUUGUAAGAAGGAAGGAAGGAAAUGCCAUUUUUUCCCAUUACUGCCAAAAUUUGAGUGCUUUAAAGCAAAUGAUCCUCAAAAGAAAAGGUACUUACCAUAGUGUGAAGAGGCUCUGAUUGGAACGUUGCUCCUAAGUUCUACUUUGGCCCAGACUUUCUGAUUUUAACAUGCUUUAGUUAAAGAAAUCAGUGGUUUCUUUGAGUGCCAAGAUUCUGUAACUCUAGGAUAUUCUCCAGUCCUUUCCUUAGGCUAGUCCUCCCAUUACUUGCCAAAUGGAGACUGUUGGGGUUAGCCCGGUGUGAGGCCAAGGCUCUUUCCUGGAGCCUCACAGUCCCUGGUGGAGCAAGGACUCUGCAGGGGAGGGAGGGUGAGGUUGGUUUGUGUUCUGGUGUUACUGCCUCAGGUUGUAGGCCCUGAGGCUGCUGCUCCCACUUCUCUUCUGUGUGCUGAAUGUUCUACACAAAGCAGGGGGUUCACUCCUGUGUGGAGCUAUCCAUGCCUCACUGUCUUAGUCCACCUUUAGGAUGUUGGUUAGUUUCUAUUCCCAGAAUCUCACACCUGUGAGUUGUGAGAAAGUCAAAAGGUUAAUCUUGGGGAGGUAGUUCCCUCACUGCCGCCCCUGGUAUUGCCCCCAAGCUGGUGCUAAAUCUUUUUUAAAAAACAUCUCUUGUCUAGAUGGCUCUCCCUGCUCUGACUCCUGCUCUGGAUGGAGUAACAUCUUAGGAACUGUUAGGAGACAGCUUUAUGCUUUAUGUUGCCUCCAAAUAUCAAUAAGAAUGAGACAAGCUAGGUUCACUCAGUCUUGAGGUCUUUUGCCCAAAUAACUAACUGUUGGCCACAUUUGUAUCUGAGCACUUCGACCAUCUAAGGUUUUAAAAAUCCUUUUUCAAAAAAACCUUGAUUGACAUUAUAGAGAUGGGAGCGUAAAGUGAAUCUUAACAAGAGUAAACCUUUGAUAACAAUGAAGUUAUAAUAGGAAAAAAUUCCUGCCAUGGUAAAUGUGGGGCAUAAUGUUUUUCUUUAAAGAAUGAAUGCUCAUUGCAAUACUGGCAAAGCCAGAUUUGAUGUUUAACAGUAAUUCCUGAGAAAUAUUUAGAUUGUACGCCUGAAAUGGCAGGGACUGUAUCUCAUACUUUUGUAUUUAUGCUUAGUCCAGUGUACUGGGUAUGGUGCUAGGCCUCAUUGAAUACCUGUGGAUUGGUUGGACAAUAAAGAACUUGCUUUGGAAGGAGGA
Messenger RNA from Ictidomys tridecemlineatus (thirteen-lined ground squirrel), 2345 nucleotides. RefSeq names its product ADP-ribosylation factor 2. The record is from RefSeq and is a predicted model, not a curated record. NCBI's taxonomy places the organism in Eukaryota, Metazoa, Chordata, Mammalia, Rodentia, Sciuridae. Gene Ontology annotation, molecular function: GTP binding; GTPase activity.